GCGGAGGGCGGCGGCCCGGGCACGGAGGAGGUGGAGUGCCCACUGUGUCUAGUGCGGCUGCCGCCGGAGCGGGCCCCGCGCCUACUCAGCUGUCCGCACCGCUCGUGCCGGGACUGCCUCCGCCACUACCUGCGCCUGGAGAUCAGCGAGAGCCGGGUGCCCAUCAGCUGCCCCGAGUGCAGUGAGCGACUCAACCCGCACGACAUCCGCCUGCUGCUCGCCGACCCACCGCUCAUGCACAAGUACGAGGAGUUCAUGCUGCGCCGAUACCUGGCCUCGGACCCGGACUGCCGCUGGUGCCCGGCCCCAGACUGCGGUUAUGCUGUUAUUGCCUAUGGCUGUGCCAGCUGCCCAAAGCUAACCUGUGAGAGGGAAGGCUGCCAGACUGAGUUCUGCUACCACUGCAAGCAGAUAUGGCAUCCAAAUCAGACCUGCGAUAUGGCCCGGCAGCAGAGGGCACAGACUUUGAGAGUUCGGACCAAGCAUACUUCAGGUCUCAGUUAUGGGCAAGAAUCUGGACCAGCAGAUGACAUCAAGCCAUGCCCACGAUGCAGUGCUUACAUUAUCAAGAUGAAUGAUGGAAGCUGUAAUCACAUGACCUGUGCAGUGUGUGGCUGUGAAUUCUGCUGGCUUUGUAUGAAAGAGAUCUCAGACUUGCAUUACCUCAGCCCCUCUGGCUGUACGUUCUGGGGCAAGAAGCCAUGGAGUCGGAAGAAGAAAAUUCUUUGGCAGCUGGGCACAUUAAUUGGUGCUCCAGUGGGGAUUUCUCUCAUUGCUGGUAUUGCCAUCCCUGCCAUGGUCAUUGGCAUUCCUGUUUACGUUGGAAGGAAGAUUCACAGCAGGUAUGAGGGAAGGAAAACCUCCAAACACAAGAGAAAUUUAGCCAUCACAGGAGGAGUGACUUUGUCGGUCAUUGCAUCCCCAGUGAUUGCAGCAGUUAGUGUUGGUUUUGGUGUCCCCAUUAUGCUGGCAUAUGUCUAUGGGGUUGUGCCCAUUUCUCUCUGUCGUGGCGGUGGCUGUGGAGUUAGCACAGCUAAUGGAAAGGGAGUAAAAAUUGAGUUUGAUGAAGAUGAUGGUCCAAUUACAGUGGCAGAUGCCUGGCGAGCCCUCAAGAAUCCCAGCAUUGGGGAAAGCAGUAUCGAAGGCCUGACUAGUGUGUUGAGCACCAGUGGAAGCCCUACAGAUGGACUCAGUGUUAUGCAAGGCCCUUACAGUGAAACAGCAAGCUUUGCAGCCCUCUCAGGGGGCACGCUGAGUGGUGGCAUUCUCUCCAGUGGCAAAGGAAAGUACAGCAGGUUAGAAGUCCAAGCCGAUGUCCAAAAGGAAAUUUUCCCCAAAGACACAGCCAGUCUUGGUGCAAUUAGUGACAACGCAAGCACUCGUGCUAUGGCCGGUUCCAUAAUCAGUUCCUACAACCCACAGGACAGAGAAUGCAACAAUAUGGAAAUCCAAGUGGAUAUUGAGGCCAAACCAAGCCAGUAUCAGCUGGUGAGUGGAAGCAGCACAGAGGAUUCACUCCAUGUCCAUGCUCAGAUGGCAGAAAAUGAAGAAGAAGGUGGUGGCGGUGGUGGUGGCGGUGGCGGUGGUGGUGGUGGUGGUGGCGGUGAUGGUGACGGUGGCAGCGGCAGCGGCGGCAUUGAAGAGGAUCCCCCCUGCAAACACCAAAGCUGUGAACAGAAAGACUGCCUGGCCAGUAAAGCUUGGGACAUCAGCCUGGCCCAGCCAGAGAGCAUCCGCAGUGAUCUGGAGAGCUCUGACACACAGUCAGAUGACGUGCCAGACAUCACCUCAGAUGAGUGCGGCUCUCCCCGCUCCCAUACUGCAGCCUGCCCCUCAACCCCCAGAGCCCAAGGUGCACCAAGCCCAAGUGCCCAUAUGAACCUCUGUGCCCCAGCCGAGGGACAGACUGUCUUGAAGCCAGAAGGUGCAGAAGCCAGAGUAUGAAGUGAAAUGAAUGCUCCUGUUCUGAGAAGCACAUUUGUUUCAUUGUUAGUCCUAUGCUUCAGAGGAGGACAGGGUGGCAGUCCCAGUUGCUCUCAAGAGGUCUCCAUGAACGUUGCAGAGUCACAAGUUGGGAACAGUAUUUCUAUUGGAGAAGGAAAUGUACCAGCAGUGAUGGAGGCAUUGGCUGUGUUCUCAGAUACACCUGCUCUUUGUCUUGCUACACUGAGGAUGAGGAGUCUGGACAACAGCCAGCAUCUUACUUCUUGGGCACUACAUUCCAACUUGGCACAUUUUCUUACACCUGAAAUAAGAUGCCAUUAGUGGACUUCAGGUCUCUGGAAGAAAGCACCCUAAAGGGUGUCCCUGUGUGAUAAAAGGAACCUAUUGGAAGAAGAGGCGGGCAAUCUGGAGACCUGAAAUGCAGAUUUUCCAUUCAAGACUUGGAAUUCUCUUGAAGCUUCGUCAAGAGAACAGUUAACUUGCAUAAAAUCAAAGAAGUUUGUUGGAGGGGUGUAGUUUACAGCCAAACCUGUUUUCCCCUUUCUGGGCUCUGCUUAAUGCUGUGGGACUUGGGCAGUCUACUCUUGAGUCUGCUUUCACUUAACAAAAAUGUGAUAAUAAGCCUGA
Molecule: messenger RNA, 2571 nt
Organism: Ictidomys tridecemlineatus (thirteen-lined ground squirrel)
Lineage: Eukaryota; Metazoa; Chordata; Mammalia; Rodentia; Sciuridae
Gene: Rnf19b
Product: ring finger protein 19B
Biological process (GO): protein ubiquitination
Molecular function (GO): ubiquitin-protein transferase activity; zinc ion binding
Source: RefSeq, a predicted model, not a curated record